CGCCUCAAACACACGCGACUAUCUACUCACUAACGCCGUCCGAUCUAUGGCCGUGAACUGAGAGGCCGACCCUGUUAGGAUAUCGCGAUAGUCGGUGGAGAUGGAGGACAGCCAUAUCCUGGGUGACGAUCUGCCGCUCCCACCGGCACGACUGUUCGAGCGGCUGGCACAUUUGCCCGGGUACACAUGGGAUCAGUCGGUCGAGCCGUUCCAUUCGACAUACAACCACUGGCAUGUUUUCGGUCUUCGUCAUGCCGCCGAGUCGGACGUUUCCACACCCGCCGCGACCUCGUCGGGCCCAUCGAGCCUGGCUCGCAAUUCCCCGCGCACCGAAUCCCGACCCCCGUUUCGGCAUCACUGGAGGAGCAGCUUAAGCGAAUCCAGUAGCGAGCUGUCGCUGUCCCGCAUCGAUCACGAGGCAAUCUGGAUCCCAGUGGUGGCUCGGGUCUCGUCUCACGUCGUGAGACUUGAGCGCGAGUUUCAUAUGCUUAGAUCGAUUGUACAGACCUCGGAUCCGGACUGCAACCAUACGAUACGCCCUAUAGACCUCAUACGCCUUCCGCCAGACCCCGGUGAUGUCGGCCCUCUACUCGUCGCCAUUUUCGAAUCGCCUGGCCCGAACAUGAUGCAGGAAAUGGUCGCGUUCGGGCCCGCGUGGUUUGCAGUUGGCGGCAGGCCCGACAGCAACGAACCGACUCCCGGCGAGCAGGUAUCUCUUGCGGUAUUCCUCGACUUCGCGAUCGGCGCAUGUGAUGCCCUCGAACUCUUACACUAUGGCCUGAAGACAGUGCACGGCGAAAUUCGCGGAGAUGCCUUCCACUUCAACCGCGAGACGGGGCUAGUGAAGCUGACCAACACGGGAAAUGGCGCAAGGUCCUUCGACAACAUACUGAGCGAGGGGUGGUCGUCUCUCUCAAGAGAGCUGGGUGUCAAAAACAAACUGCAGUUCAUCGCGCCGGAACAGACGGGAAGAAUGCCCACUGAACCUGAUAGCCGGACUGAUAUAUAUGCGCUAGGAGUGCUGUUUUGGACAAUGUUGGUGGGCAAACCGGCGUUCACAGGAAGCGACCCGGUCGAAGUCGUCCAGAAUGUCCUCGGGAAAAAGCUUGCACCGGUUUCAGCGAAGAGAAUGGAUGUGCCCGAUGCCGUCUCGGCGGUCAUCCAGAAGAUGACACAAAGGUCGGUCAAUGAGCGGUACCAUACUAUAUCCUCUGUGAAGCGUGAUUUGGCGCAAAUAUCCGAACUGCUCGGAGAUGGCGAUAGCGAGGCAUUGAAAGAAUUCCAGAUUGCUCAGCGUGAUGUGUCGUCUUUCUUUACACUACCCUCCCGGAUGUUCGGUCGGCGAGAAGAAUAUGACAAGAUUAUAAGUGUCGCCGAGAAGGUCUCCAGACGUCAACACUCUGCGUAUGCGAGGGCAGCCGCGCAAACCUCCAGCGGCAUUGGUUCCAACUCCUCCAUGUCAGACGGCCGUGUUGAUAGCUUUGAAAUUGCAUCGGCCUCCAGCGACUCAGAGUCCUUCAAUCUUGCCUCUAGGGCAGCGUCCAACGGUGCCCCUUGUAACCUAGGACGUGUGUCAACCCACGAAUCCUUGCAUAGCACGGAUUCUUCUCUCUCAACCCCCAAGCCUGGAAACUCAUCGGGCAAAGCCAAGAGCCCGGUGGAGUCUCGGGCAUCGUGGGAUAAUGGAGACAGGGAUAGUCCUUCUGUGGGUACCAGCACGCAGAGCCACGGGGAGUCUCUGGGAUCGGUAACCAGACCUAAGGCUGCACAUAAACUUCGUCGCGUCGGAAAAUGCGAGAUAAUCACCAUCAGCGGCUCCGCAGGCAUUGGGAAAACGGAUCUUCUGAACCGCGUCCAGCCGGCCAUCCGUAAACUUGGCUACAUUGGCAUAGCUCGUCUGGAUCGAGCUAGACGGAUCCCGUUUGAACCUUUUGCCAAGAUUUUGGCUAGUCUUCUUCGACAAAUAUUCUCUGAACGCGAUGUGACCACCGAGUACCACAACAAUAUCCGCACAGCCUUAAGACCGAUGUGGCCAACGUUACAUCGCGUCCUGGAGCUCCCCGAGCAGCUUAUGUCCUCUGGGGGAAACGAUAAGCAGAUUUCGCCCAGGCUUUCCGCAGCUCAGCAUAUCUUCAAAGAAGUCUCUACGAAAGGCGAACCAUCCAAGCGUAUCGCACUGCCUCGUCUCGAUCAGGGACAAAGCUCUGUGGAUUUCUUUCUUUCCAAUGCAGCGUUAAAGAAUAUGCGGUUGAUGGAGACGUUCCUAGAGAUUUUGAGGACCCUGUCUCAAUACAGGUUGAUAUGUGCAUGUGUGGACGAUCUACACUAUGCCGAUGACGAGACCCUUGAAUUGAUCAUGAACAUUGUGAAAGCGAAAUUGCCUUGCGUUCUGAUACUCACGAGUCGGAAAUCAGAACUAGAAUCCGACACCAUCAAGUCGCUAUUUGAGUCUGCAAAUCCCAGCGUGACCAGAGUUGUGCUCAAGCCACUGGGAGAAGAAGAGAUCAUGCAAGUAGUGGCAGCUACGAUGCAUCAAGCGCCCAACCCGAUGCUAACACCCCUCGCCGCCGUUAUCCAGGAAAAGAGCAUGGGCAACCCGUUUUUCGUGCGCAUGAUGCUCGAAACCUGUUACAGCAAGAACUGCAUCUGGUAUUCAUGGAAAAAUUCUGUCUGGGAGUUCGACCUGGAUCGGAUCUUCACUGAGUUUGUGGCACCCAGGUACGGCGAAGGGCUGGGACUGGGAUUCAUUGCGAGGCGUCUUCAGGAGAUCCCGCCGGCGGCCAGGUCCAUCAUGGUCUGGGGUGCCUUGCUGGGAAGUCCGUUCGCGUUCUCGUUGGUACAAAAGCUCCUUACCAGCGAGUUCCUGUAUUCCAGCGAGGACGACGAAGCUGUGGAUCUCACAUGCCCGCAAAAUGCAAAUCUAAUACGACAGACGGAAGCCGAUAUGGUCGUUGGUUUGCAGUAUCUUGUGCAAGCGAACCUCAUGAUUCCCGGAAAGACGGAUGAUGAGUUCAGGUUUGUCAACGAUCGGUUUUCGCAAGCUGCCCUGUCUUUGACCGAGGGCCGAAAUGUCGAGAAGAUGCAUUUCAUCAUAUCCCAAGCCAUGAUGAAGUACUACCACGACGGACGCAGUCGCUAUGCGAUGGCACGACACGUGGCUCUUGCUUCCCGGAUAAUCAAAUCCCGCGUCGUUGAACGGCUUGAAUAUAGGAAGAUUCUUUGGGACGCUGCCCAGACUGCUGCGCAAUCGGGUGCGCGACCUACUGCGCUUUGGUAUUUCCGCCAUUGCAUUACCUUCCUCCAAGACGACCCCUGGGAUGACAACAACACCGAUGUCUACUACCGCGAAACUCUGCGGCUGCAUAUUGCCACAGCUGAAAUGUCAUGGUCUCAAGGCCACAAUACCGAGGCCUUGGAUCUCCUGGACAAAGUGUUCGAACAUGGGAAGAGCGCCGUGUGCAAAUCACGGGCGUGGAUCGUGAAGGCCAAGAUAUAUGCCCAGAUGGGCAACCAUCUUCGCUCGAUGGACUCGCUCCUUACGUGCCUGGAAGAGCUUGGCGUGCAUCUCCGAGAGCCCACAACCUACGAGGAAUGCGACGCUGCAUACCGGAACCUCGGCGCGUAUCUCGAGAAGGCAGAUCUGGAGGCGAUUGUCCGUAAGCCUGUCAGCAAGGACGUUGACAUGAUAACUAUCGGAGAGGUCAUGGCCGAGGCUAUGGCUGUCACAUACUGGGAUGAUGCCUUGACGUUCUAUCGGAUGGCCAUUGAAAUGAUGAACCUCCACCUCUUCAAGGGUGGCUUCGUACAGAUAUCUAUAGGCUGCUCGCAUCUUGCGAUGAUCUCCUUCAGUCGCUUCCGGGACUUGGCACUGACUGUGAAGCUGAGUGAUUAUGCGCUCACUCUCCUUGAGCGGUGCCCGGAGCCGUGGACCCAAAGUCGGGGCUCUAUUGUGCAUAACCUGUAUGUGGGUCACCUGCGGGUUCCGCUGUCAUCGACGCUCCCUGCUCUUGAGAAUUCCGUCGAGACAUCCUUUUCGAUGGGUGAUCCGUACAUCACACUGAUCAGUCUCUCUUCGAUGGCAAUGACGAGGCUUUUCUUGGGCCAUGACAUGGCCCAGGUGGAGGCAUUCUGCAAUGAAAGCCCGGAAGACAUCCCUGACUGGGUAAACGAUACUCGUGGUGGCGCCAGUCUUCUUGCAGUGAGACAAGUAGCGCGCGCUCUACAAGGGAAAACAUCCUGCCGCUAUGCAGACCUUAUCAUGUCUGAUGAGCAUCACCAUACAUAUGAGUAUAUUGCUUUCCUUGACAAUAAUGCCAGUAACGCCGACCGACCGCGCGACAUCUAUUGGGGACUGGCCAUGAUUCCCCUGUUCGCUUACGGGCAUCACACUCGAGCCAUCGAAGUGGGAAUGCACAUGAUGGAUACAAUGCCCAGACUGUGGUCUGCGCGUGUCUCAUACAUCGUUUAUUUCUAUCUCGCACUGUCCCUCUUGACGCUCCACAACGAGUACCCUGCUCGCGGGUAUCUCGACGAAGGCUUGCAGACGGUGUUGAAUUAUAAAGCCGAAGUUGACGUUGCGCGAAGUGCCUGUGAUGCAAACUACGGGAUGUGGUCGCUGAUAUUGGAGGCCUUGAUCUGCGAAGUGCGGAAUGAUCACACUUCGGCCAUUCAAGCUUUCGAGGCUGCGAUCGAUCACUGUCAGAUUCAUGGGUGGCCGCUGGAGGAAGCUCUUGCUCUCGAACUGCAUGGAGAGUUCUUGAUCCGACGUGGCGCCAAGCGGGCGGCGCGUUCUGUAAUGCAGGACGCCAUCGCCGCGUGGGCCGCGAUAAGUGCCGUGGGCAAGGCAGCGCAGCUGACCGAGAAACACGAGUGGCUAUUGAAAACCGCCACGUCCUCGAGAAACGUCGAUGUUGGCUGUCAGACCGUGGACUCACUUCUUGGGAUCAAUCGCAACACUGGACAGGAACACAUGGGUGUACCACCAGCGAUGGAUGAAGACGAUAGGAAACAGCGUUGGAUAGAGCAAAACGGCGUCACUACGGGUGAACGCUCGUUGGAUAUCUCAGGAGUUGGCCUCGAUAUCAUCGACCUGUCAAGUAUACUUGAAUCUAGUCAAGUCAUGUCGUCCGAACUUCAGAUCGACAAGCUGUUGACGAAGAUGAUUGAAAUCGUGCUGGAAUCCUGCAAUGGCUCGGACUCCGCAGUCAUUGCGACCAACUUCGACAACCACUUUACGGUGGCUGCGGCCGGAGACCUGGAGAAGGGACAGCGAUCGUUUGUUGAUGGCCUCCCGUUCUCCGAGAUUGAGGAUAAGAUGGCCCACCAGAUCCCUCACUACGUCAUGCGCACGAGAGAGGAAGUUCUGGUCCAUAAUGUUCUGGAGGACGAGCGUUUCUCGAACGUCAACGAGGCCUACCAAGCCAGAUAUCCCCUCGGAAGGUCAGUCAUCGCACUGCCGAUCAUGCAGGCGGAGCAUCUCCUCGGAGUGAUCCAUAUUGAAGGGAAGCCGAAUUCCUUCACCCAACGAAACGUCGUGGUACUGCACUUGCUCUGCAACCAGAUCGGCAUCUCGCUCUCCAAUGCAUUACUCUUCCGGGAAGUCCGCAAAGUCAGUGCCACAAACGCUUCGAUGGUUGAGGCGCAGAAGCGGGCAUUGGCUCAGGCGCGCGAGGCGGAGCAAAAGGCCAAGGUGGCCGAGGCUGAAGCGAAGCACAAUGUCAAACUCAAGGAAGACGCCGCCAAGGCCAAGUCCGUCUUUUUGGCCAACAUCUCCCACGAUCUGCGGACACCGAUGAACGGCGUCAUCGGCCUUUCGGAACUCCUCAAGGGAACAAGACUGGACAAAGAGCAGGAUGAAUACGUGGAGUCGAUUCGGGUGUGUGCCGACACGCUGCUGACGUUGAUCAACGACAUUCUGGACUUCUCCAAGCUGGAGGCAGGAAAGAUGAAGAUAUCCACCGUCCCGCUCAACAUCCGAGAAACGAUAUCGGAGGUGGUUCGCGCGCUUCGCUACACGCAUCGGGAUCGAGGUCUGGAGACCAUCGAGGACUUGGACAAAGUGCCACCGGACCUUGUGGUCCUCGGCGACCCCGUUCGCCUACAUCAGAUCUUCAUGAACCUUCUCAGCAACAGUUACAAAUUCACCCCCAAGGGCUCUGUAACCGUCAAGGCGCGGGUCACCCGGGAAGGCAAGGGACGCAUCCGUCUCGAAUGCUCAGUAUCGGACACAGGAAUCGGCAUCUCCGAAGAGCAAAAGUCGCGGCUCUUCCGACCAUUCUCGCAAGCCGACAACUCGACGGCGCGGUCCUACGGCGGCAGCGGGCUGGGAUUGAGCAUCUGCAAAGCGAUCAUUGAAGACGUUCUCGGCGGCGCUAUCUGGCUCGAUUCGACCUCCGGGGUUGGCACAACCGUGACCUUCCACCUAGCGUUCAACAAAGUCAAAGACCCGAUCGCCAAGGCCGCCAAAUCCAAGAUUCCCAGCCAGAUCGAGAACAAGGCCCCCGUUCCGAUCGCGCGCGACCUGACGAUGGUUCCACGCGACCAGAUCCGGGUCUGCAUCGCGGAAGACAACCCGAUCAACCAGAAAAUCGCGGUCAAGUUCGUGACGGGCCUCAACCUGCAAUGCGAAGCGUACAGCGACGGGCAACAAGCGGUCGACGCUCUCCGGUCGCGCUCCCGCGACGGCACCCCAUUCCACGUCGUCCUGAUGGACGUGCAAAUGCCCACGCUGGACGGAUACAACGCGACGCGCGAGAUCCGGAAGGACCCGGACCCCAACGUGAACGAAGUGCUCGUCAUCGCCAUGACGGCCAGUGCCAUCGAGGGCGAUCGCGAGAAGUGUCUCGGCGCCGGAAUGAACAACUACCUCCCCAAACCCGUCCGCUCCACCAUCCUCAGCGAGAUGCUCGAUCAGUAUCUCGCCCCCGUGCCGACGUACACGCGCACCCGCCUGGCGCAUCGUGAGCGCGGGAGCGUCAGCACCGAGGCCGGUACCCCCAAGAGUCACUCCGUCUCGCCCAAUAUCAAUGGUCAGGUCAUCACGUUGACCGCCGAAGAGGAGACCCAGUUGCAGGAUGGCAGGCCGAUAGAAAAUUAGAUUUCGCAAGUUAUUAGGUGAUACCCUGAGAAGAGAAGAGAAGAGAGCUGAAAAGAGAUGCAUUCGUGACCCCCUCCCCUCCUGCGUGCCUUGCGUCCGUAGACACGGCGAUCCCCUCUUCCCUGCAUGAGUGCGGAUGGGUUCACCUCCACCCACUCCUUUCCACAAUUGGCGUCGCGAGAACAGUCGAGUUGAUUCCUUCGAACAGGGAUACAUAUUCCAUAUACAGUGUGCUUUGAAUACCCACAAGAUACCACCACGAAAAGCAUCAGACGGGAAAGGGGAGGGAGGGAGGG
This is a messenger RNA of Aspergillus heteromorphus CBS 117.55, 7392 nucleotides long. Its product is annotated as putative sensor histidine kinase/response regulator. NCBI's taxonomy places the organism in Eukaryota, Fungi, Ascomycota, Eurotiomycetes, Eurotiales, Aspergillaceae. The transcript is spliced from 5 exons. Gene Ontology annotation, molecular function: phosphorelay sensor kinase activity; histidine phosphotransfer kinase activity; ATP binding. The record is from RefSeq and is a predicted model, not a curated record. Gene Ontology annotation, biological process: phosphorelay signal transduction system; protein autophosphorylation. Bases 101 to 7096 code for a protein of 2331 amino acids.